AUGACCAGAGGAUCAAACACACCACUGGUCUGCGUGACCUCUUCUGUCUGCGAGGCACAGACCACGCGCAGACAUAAUGGUUUACAGUCUGUUUGUUUUUCUGAAGUGCGCAGACAUAAAAACGUCUGCGUGAGGUCUUCACCACACAGAUAUGGGAUAGCAUCUUCUAAAGUCUGCAAGCCCUUUAACCUAUUAAAAACGCAUCUUUUUUUUUUGCUUCCGCCUCCAGUCCUCGUCCAACCCUCCCAGAAAAAACCCUCGAUCGAUCGAUCGUACUCCACCUUGCAGCGACCACCACCAUCGCAACCCUCCUCUCCGAUCAAAACCAUCGAUCGCCGCCUUCCUCUCCGAUCCGGCGUCCUCCGAUUUUCCGACCAUCACAGUCGAUUGCAGCAGCCGGCGAACAACAAGGUCAUAGCGACAACUUCAACUAGCGACCAAGCGGCGACUCCUCCUCUGCUCGCCGCCGUUAACCAGCGCCUCCCCUGUGAAGCCACCGGCCGGAGACCGUCGCCCCCACAGCUACACUGGAGACUUCGACCUCACAGCUACAGCCAAAUACACUGGAUGGGUAUAUUUAAGCCAAAUACACUGGAUGCAAUGGAUGAUGAUGGUGUUGACACUUCUCAUCAUGAGCCACCACCUUCUGCUGCUUCACCUUCUGCAGCUUCACCUUCUGCUGCUUCACCUUCUGCUGGUUCACCAGAUACUGCUACACCAUCCGGUAACCCCAACAAAAGGUCUAAACCCUCAACUCCUGUAGCUCCUAGUGCCUCACCAUCUGCUUCUUCACCUGAUGGAACUUCUGUUACUGCUGACGAUUUAGCAUUUGAAAUGAAAAAAGCUCUACAAAGUUUGACUAAAGGGUAUACAAUUCCUCAGUGUUUAGAGAAGUUAGAGGUCCUUCGGUUAGGCCCUACAGAUCCUUUACGCUUUGUCGCAUAUCAUAUUUUUGGAGGAACCAUGAACAUGAGAGAGAUGUGGAUGCAUUUGCCUAAUGUUCCCGAGAUAUUACGAGGGUGGCUUGAGAUGACGGGUACCAGUUUAGGAGUUUUGAAGGAUGGGAAGAUUGUUCGAUGA
Lactuca saligna is the source of this 1080-nucleotide messenger RNA. NCBI's taxonomy places the organism in Eukaryota, Viridiplantae, Streptophyta, Magnoliopsida, Asterales, Asteraceae. The record is from the annotation of a GenBank genome assembly.